AUGAAGGAAGCUCGGCAACGUGCGAAGAAAACUCAAAUGCGGUCAGCUGAAGAGGAACCGCAUGUGGAAGACUUCCUGAUGGAGUUUGUGCCCCCUGAGCCACCGAUCAUACCAGAAGGACCCGCGUUAGGCCGUGAAGAGAUGGCGGUUUUGGACGUUCAGCUCAACCCACGUCCAUUUCAGCCAUUGGAUGAUCCACAGGCACUACAAGACGAAAUUGACUUCGUCGAGGGAGUGCUCGACGACAUCAGCCUUCAUCUGACGCUCGAGCCGUAUCCUUUUCAACCACUGCAAGACCCUACGGUCAUUCAUGGGGAGGUUCAAUUCAUCGAGGACGCCCUCCAGGACAUUGACCUUGGCGAAGAUCCACCGUUCCUUCCUCAAAAUCCCGUCCAAGAUGCGAUUCGGCCUCCACGCCGAAACCCUGUGAAUUACGUCGGACGGCAAUCACGUGCCCGCACUGCCGAGCAAAGUUGA
This is a messenger RNA of Aphanomyces astaci, 477 nucleotides long. RefSeq lists its product as hypothetical. Lineage: Eukaryota; Oomycota; Saprolegniomycetes; Saprolegniales; Verrucalvaceae. The record is from RefSeq and is a predicted model, not a curated record. The transcript is spliced from 2 exons. Bases 1 to 477 code for a protein of 158 amino acids.